Dermatophagoides pteronyssinus (European house dust mite) is the source of this 1156-nucleotide messenger RNA. RefSeq lists its product as uncharacterized. Lineage: Eukaryota; Metazoa; Arthropoda; Arachnida; Sarcoptiformes; Pyroglyphidae. The record is from RefSeq and is a predicted model, not a curated record.
GUUUGUUUUCAAACUCAAAAUUGUCCCUGUGUUUGUGUUCGAGUUAAAUGAUGAGAAUUUCUGUUUGAUUUUUCGUAAGUUGGUUACUCUGAAUUUGCCGAAAAAAAUGGCAUCAAAGAAAAAAAUAUUACCAACAAGUUUUUCCGAUGAUUAUAUUGAUAUUAUAACGAAUGAAUCGAAUCAACAUUUUCGACAACAACAACAACAAUUAUAUCAUAAUCAACAACAACAACGAAGAUCACAACCACAAAUAUUACCCAUCGAAUCAUAUUCACCACCACCAUUAUUAUCAACAGCAAAACAUCCAACAUUUAAUCGUCGAAAUAUUCAUAUUCGUCAACAGAUUGCUAGACAUUCACAUUUCCCAUCAUAUUAUACAUUGAAUUCUUUGUAUUCGAAACCAAAUUUUUUACGAGAAUUUGCUGAUGUUCAUGAAACUGAACAAGGUUUAAUAAAUUUAUUAACCGAUUUUCAUGAAGGUAAAAUUAAUGCAUUUGGUGAAAAUAUUACACUGGAAAAUAUGAUUAAAGUACGUGAACAACAAGAAAAUUUGGCACGUUUACAUUUCGAAAUGAAUAAUCAACAAUCAAACAAACAAUCCACAAUUGAUUGUUCAUCACCUGCAAUAUUGAUUGGUAAUCAAACAUCAUCAUCAUCAUCAUCAUCAACACCAAUAUUACCAUCAUUAACAUCAUCAAUUGAUCAACAUUAUCGAGGAUAUCGAUUGGAAAGUCAAUCAUCAUUAGCAAAUGAAUCGAAUCCAAUAUCGUCAGCUUCGAAUGUUCAUACGAUGAUGAUGACCACAACGACGACGACAACAACUACGACGCCUACAAUAAAAACAAAUUCAAAUUCAUCACCAAGAAUUAUUGUUUCGAUGGAAGAAUCAUUACAAUCAUCAUCUUCAUCACCCGUUUCAACAUCACCACAACCAAAUGGUUCGGAUCAAACAAUUAUAUUUGGUAAACCAUUUUCCAAAAGUAAUAUGAUUAAAUUAAUACAAAAUCUACAAAAUCUUUGUGAAUCAAUUGAACUUUUGCAAUCCAAAAAUCAUAAUUCAAUCGAUUGAAUUCUACAUUUCACAUUCACAUUAGUGCAAUAUAACUUUGAAACCCGAAAAAAGUUAAAUAAAUCUUUGUUUCUUUGUUCCCCUGUU